AUGAAAGGGAUUGAUAUAAGAAGUGUUGUCGUUGCUAAAAAAGACUACAACCAAGCUAAACAUGAUGAAAUUGACACCAGAAACUUAUAUGUCAUCAAAGCUUUACAAUCAUUAACCUCAAAAGGUUACGUUAAAACCCAAUUCUCAUGGCAAUACUAUUACUACACCUUAACUGAUGAAGGUGUUGAAUUCUUACGUGAAGAUUUACAUGUCCCAGAAGGUGUUUUACCACAAACCAGAUUACAAGAAUCUGCUCCAGAAAGACCAGGUAGAAGACCACAAGGUAGAAGAUAUUAA
This is a messenger RNA of Hansenula ciferrii, 297 nucleotides long. RefSeq names its product 40S ribosomal protein eS10 (gene RPS10B). Gene Ontology annotation, molecular function: structural constituent of ribosome; RNA binding. The coding region runs from base 1 to 297 and encodes 98 amino acids. Gene Ontology annotation, cellular component: cytosolic small ribosomal subunit. Lineage: Eukaryota; Fungi; Ascomycota; Saccharomycetes; Phaffomycetales; Wickerhamomycetaceae. The record is from RefSeq and is a predicted model, not a curated record. The transcript has 2 exons.